Hymenoscyphus albidus is the source of this 1370-nucleotide messenger RNA. Lineage: Eukaryota; Fungi; Ascomycota; Leotiomycetes; Helotiales; Helotiaceae. The record is from the annotation of a GenBank genome assembly.
AUGACGAUAAUGGAUCUCAUCAUUCCACGACAUGAUAUCGACCCGAGUGAAAGGCCGAUAGACAGGCCUGACAAUCACAGCCCAAUCCUCAAUGUAUGCUCUUGGUUCCUUGGAGUCUGCAAUAUCGUUACUGUGGUGUCGCGAGUCCUCUCCAAAGCAAUAUAUUCGAAGAACCUAGGCCUUGACGACAUUUUGAUCUGUGUAGCGUUGGUUAGUGGGAAUGUUCAAAGACAGGAUGCGGGUUUACUAAUGGCAAUGCAGGUGUUUUGCAUAGCACAAGUAAUGGCUUUCAGCUAUGGUGUUUACUAUGGCGCUGGGAGACACAUCGAUAAGCUUUCGCAGGAAGAGAUACUGGGCUACCAGAAGGUACAGUAAUUUACUACCGUGUGUUCUAUUUUUAGGAAGCUAUUGACUUUGUAAGGCAAUAUAUGCGUCGAAUAUACUUUGGCAUCAAGCACAAGUCUUUUCGAAGCUCUCGGUUACCUCUUUUGUCCGAACAAUCUCACCUACGCAAUGGAACAAAAAAGGCUCGACCGUUGUGUAUGGGAUCACCGUUGUGUGGGGUAUCACUGCCCUUUUGAUAUUGGCUUUUCGAUGCAACACCCCCAAUACUUGGCAAACGAUAGGGAAUGUUUGUUUAGAUAUUCACUACGUCUGGGGUUAUAUCAACUCGAUGAACAUUGCAAUCGAUCUGCUUCUCAUUGGUUUACCUUAUUCCGUCCUAUGGAAAAUCAAGCUCCCACCCCGAAAGAAAAUUCUGGUGUUUUCUUUCUUUGGUGCGCGUAUCAUGUGAGUCUUUUUCUUCUUGCUGCGCGGUAGAAAGCAAUAACUGACUGGCUCCAUACAGCGCUGUAGUGGCGAUAGGAUACCAGGCGUAUCGAACUUACGCCUUGACGGAAACCAAUGACCCCUCGGACGAUGUAACCUUCAAUAUGUGGAUUGUUCACUUGACAAUGUCUAUUGCGCAAACUGCGGAUAUUGUAACUGCUUGCGUCCCAUUUCUGAAGCCUCUUGUAGAUGGGUUGGAAUCUGGCAUGAUACGAACCAACGAUUUUCGCCCUCGAACAUUAGCGGUGGGGACGUCAAGACAUGGCACAGUAAACCCGGAUACGAGAAGAAACCCGGAGGGGUAUUUCAGUCACAAGUGGAGGGCUGUUACGCGAAGAAGGAGCGGAAGUGGUAGUAGCGUGUUGGUUAUGCCCCGCGGUAGAUAUGCGUACGCAAUGGAGCCGAUUUAUAGCGGGACAAGCAAUAGUCGUACGCUGAGGAAUAGUAUUGAUACCUCUACGACGGUUGGAGAUGGAAGAUGUCAAGAACAUGACUGGUGCGGCAUUCAAAGUCACUCUAGUCAAGGAAAUAUGGACGGAUAG